ACGUGCGAUAAUCGUAAUGUGGUAAUGUCGGACGACCAUAACCUGCGUAGCCCGCUUUCUUCCGUUUUCGCUUCGCAGCAGAAAGAAGAAUCUCGUCGCCUCGUCGCUCGACGAUAAAGACCCUUGGCUCUGGCUGUCUCCGCCGCUCGAGAAUCUGCCUCGGUCACGAACGUCGUGCUUUGGGCUUCGCACGAGUCGCUCACAAAAAUGUUGCGUGUCAGAGGACUGGGAGUACGACUGGCCAGCACAUCAGCAGCCACGAGCGCGUCUGGAAAAGUACUAGACUCGAUAAUAAGAGUUGACCAUGCCGGUGAAUUGGGAGCUGACAGGAUAUACGCUGGACAAAUGGCUGUGCUAGGUAAGACGACGAUUGGACCGACGAUACAGCACAUGUGGGAUCAAGAGAAACGGCAUCGUCUUAAAUUCGAGGAAUUGAUUCGCAAGCACCGAGUCAGGCCCACCGUUCUCACUCCGCUGUGGAAUAUCGCCGGGUUCGCCCUGGGCGCCGGUACCGCUCUCAUGGGCGAGAAAGCGGCGAUGGCGUGCACUGUGGCAGUGGAGACUGUGAUUGUCGAACACUACAACGAUCAGUUGCGCGUGCUGAUGGAGAAUAGCGAAAACGUGGAUAAAGAGAUACUCGAAACUAUCAAAAAAUUCCGCGAUGAGGAACAGGAACAUCACGACACAGGCAUAGAUUGCGGUGCCGAGCAAGCGCCGUUCUACCAAGCUCUGACGAACGUGAUCAAAUUUGGCUGUAAAACAGCUAUCUCCAUCUCCAAAGUGAUAUAAACGCGUUUUCCCAGUAUUCGAGACGUUA
Molecule: messenger RNA, 817 nt
Organism: Temnothorax curvispinosus
Lineage: Eukaryota; Metazoa; Arthropoda; Insecta; Hymenoptera; Formicidae
Gene: Coq7
Product: 5-demethoxyubiquinone hydroxylase, mitochondrial
Exons: 3
Coding region: 208-789 (193 amino acids)
Biological process (GO): regulation of gene expression; regulation of reactive oxygen species metabolic process; determination of adult lifespan
Cellular component (GO): nucleus; mitochondrial inner membrane
Molecular function (GO): 3-demethoxyubiquinol 3-hydroxylase activity
Source: RefSeq, a predicted model, not a curated record